AAUUUAAUAUUCAUGAACUACUAAUAUGAACCACAAUCAGCCGAAAAUAAUUAAUAAAUCUUACCUCACAUUUAUCAAUAGAAUGUUCCAUGACUGGUUUCAGCUCAAUUUAGUCUAUAAAAAUUACCAUUUUCGAAAAUAAUUAGGUACCUACAUACAUUUAUGGAGAAUCAAGUUCGAAUGUAACUUGAAUGUUUUUUGCGUAGGAGGUAGAGGUAGAGGCACUUAACUGCUUCCAAAUUAAGUAGGUAGGUAAGCACAUCACGUGACCUGACAUUCAACUUUCAAGACUAAUACUUCUGAGAAUAGUAAUAUUCGUGUUAUCACAUAAUUUUAAUAAUGAAAACGGUUGAAUGAACAAUACCAAGAAACGAGAUGUUAGACUAAUCAAUUAUCAAUCACCAUUAGAGAUGGUAUAUUAAAUUUUUAUCAACAAAACGUUAAACAUUCCAUCUAAUUCUUAAUUUCACUUUUUCAAAAAUCACAUUCAGCCAGUCUCUUACGUUGUGUUGUUCGGUUUCAUAUCUGUUUCGUGGUGCGCGCUUCACAAAUUACUUAUCAAUACUCGCAGCUCAGGCAAUCUUUUCAACCAUGGCGUUUACUUACCGAGAUAACGAAUUGUACAUAGAAGAUGUAAAAGUAGACGAAAUCGCGAAAAAAAUCAACACCCCUACGUACUGUUAUUCGCUGAAAACAAUUCGCGAUAAUUUCAACUCGUUCUAUCAAUCACUUCCCGGAUUUCUGAUCUGCUUCGCUGUAAAAUCAAACUCAAACCUAUCCAUCCUGAAAAUCAUCGGACAACUGGGAGGAGGCGCUGAUGUCGUUUCAGAGGGUGAGAUUCGAUUAGCAUUAGCUGCUGGAAUACCGCCUGAAAAAAUCGUCUUUUCUGGAGUAGGUAAAACAGCUUCAGAAAUCAGAUACGCUCUCACAGUCAAAGUUCACCAGCUCAACUUCGAAAGCAUCGAAGAACUCAAGCAGAUAAACACAAUCGCCUCAGAUAUGGGUACAUGUGCGAUGGUAGUGGCCAGACUGAGUCCUGAUAUCGAUGCUAAAACCAAUUACAAAAUUUCUACCGGAUUAUAUAAGAAUAAAUUCGGUAUACCGAUGGAAAUACUGGAAAAAAUCGAUUUCAAAACGUUACCUAAUGUGAAAUUGUGCGGAGUUUCGGCUCAUAUAGGCUCGCAGAUAUGCUCGUUGGAGAUAUUUUUGAAAUUAGUCAAUUACAUGAAAGAUGCCCGAGUGAAAUUGAACAGUUUGGGGCAUAACAUCAGAAGAAUUGAUCUAGGAGGAGGAUUAGGAGUAUCUUAUGCCCAUAACAAAGAAGCACCUCCGAUCGCAGAAUACGCGAAACUUCUACGCGACAAUUUGAGUGGACUCGAUUGCGAAUUCAUCUGCGAACCUGGAAGGUCCAUUAUCGCAAAUACAGCCGUAUUAUUAUCUCAAGUACUGUACAGAAAAUCCAACGAUUUUGUAUCUCACGUCAUCAUCGACGCUGGUAUGAAUGAUUUUGUUCGUCCUGCAGUCUACGGAAGUCUACAUCAAAUUAUACCCGCUAAAAAAGACCCAUCUUUACCGAUUGAAACUGUCGAUAUAGUUGGACCAGUUUGCGAAACCAGCGAUACUUUUGCCAAAGAUUAUUCCAUCCAGAGAUUGAAAAAUGGAGAUUUGGUGUGCGUUUGUGACGUGGGAGCUUACGGUGGUUCGAUGUGCAAUACUUAUAAUUCCAGAUUACUUCCGGCUGAAGUUUUAAUCAAUGGGAAUAGAAUCUCUGUGAUUAGAAAUCGAGGAAAUUAUGAAGAUUUAUUAAAACAGACCAUCAUUUGCGACGGAAUUGAUCAAUAAUUAAUACCUAUCCAUUUUUUUAAAAA
Planococcus citri (citrus mealybug) is the source of this 1868-nucleotide messenger RNA. Its product is annotated as diaminopimelate decarboxylase-like. The record is from RefSeq and is a predicted model, not a curated record. Bases 592 to 1842 code for a protein of 416 amino acids. Lineage: Eukaryota; Metazoa; Arthropoda; Insecta; Hemiptera; Pseudococcidae. The transcript has a single exon. Gene Ontology annotation, molecular function: diaminopimelate decarboxylase activity.